GCAUGCGCCCUGUGCGCUGUCUUCUCCCGGUCGGGGCAGCAGCGGCGGCGGCGUUUGAGUGGACGAAGAUGGCGGCUGUGGGCGGCUCGGGGUCCCGCCAGCUGUGAGGAGCCCCGAGUACUGCAAGCGCUGCCUGAGGCAGAGCGCCUCUGCUCUGGCCCUGUCCUUGGCUCCCUCACCACAGUCGCCAGCGGAGUGAACCUGAGAGCGUGGAGCGAGCUGGGCCAGCUGUCGAGUGGAAUGUCAUGGCCAGUUCCUCGGACAGUGAAGAUGACAGUUUCAUGGCUGUUGACCAAGAAGAAACUGUGCUGGAAGGGACAAUGGAGCAAGAUGAGGAGCCCCGUCCAGUAUUGGAGGUUGAGGAGACUAGACAUAAUAGGUCCAUGUCAGAGCUGCCAGAAGAGGUUUUGGAGUAUAUCCUGUCCUUUCUCUCACCAUACCAGGAACACAAAACUGCAGCCCUUGUCUGCAAACAAUGGUAUCGACUUAUCAAAGGUGUAGCCCACCAGUGUUAUCAUGGUUUCAUGAAGGCUGUCCAGGAAGGAAACAUUCAGUGGGAGAGCCGAACUUACCCUUACCCCGGAACUCCAAUAACUCAGCGGUUCUCACACAGUGCAUGCUAUUAUGAUGCUAAUCAGUCUAUGUAUGUGUUUGGAGGCUGUACUCAGAGCAGCUGCAACGCUGCCUUCAAUGACCUUUGGAGACUUGACCUAAAUAGCAAAGAGUGGAUCCGACCUUUGGCUUCAGGGUCCUAUCCUUCCCCGAAAGCCGGAGCAACUCUUGUUGUGUACAAGGACCUGCUAGUGCUGUUUGGUGGCUGGACGCGGCCAAGCCCUUAUCCCCUACACCAACCAGAGAGAUUCUUUGAUGAAAUACACACUUAUUCACCCUCUAAAAAUUGGUGGAACUGCAUUGUGACAACCCAUGGGCCACCUCCCAUGGCUGGCCACUCCUCCUGUGUGAUAGAUGAUAAAAUGAUUGUUUUUGGUGGCUCCUUAGGAUCCCGGCAAAUGAGCAAUGAUGUCUGGGUCCUUGACCUCGAGCAGUGGGCAUGGUCCAAGCCGAACAUCUGCGGCCCAACUCCUCAUCCUCGAGGUGGCCAAUCUCAGAUUGUCAUAGAUGAUGCAACUAUCUUAAUCCUUGGAGGGUGUGGCGGUCCCAAUGCUCUGUUCAAGGACGCUUGGUUGUUGCACAUGCACGCAGGUCCCUGGGCCUGGCAGCCACUCAAGGUAGAAAAUGAAGAGCACGGGGCCCCAGAACUGUGGUGCCAUCCAGCUUGCCGGGUGGGACAGUGUGUGGUGGUCUUCAGCCAGGCUCCUAGUGGGAGAGCCCCACUCAGCCCCAGUUUGAACUCUCGUCCAUCACCUAUCAGUGCCACUCCUCCAGCUCUGGUUCCCGAAACCCGAGAGUACCGCUCUCAGUCUCCAGUAAGAAGUAUGGAUGAAGCUCCUUGUGUUAACGGCCGCUGGGGAACACUGAGGCCCAGGGCUCAAAGGCAGACUCCCUCAGGUUCUCGGGAAGGGAGCCUUUCCCCAGCCAGAGGGGAUGGCUCUCCUAUCCUCAAUGGUGGGAGUUUAUCUCCAGGAACGGCAGCUGUCGGUGGGUCCUCCUUGGACAGCCCUGUACAGGCCAUAUCUCCAAGUACUCCAUCUGCUGCUGAAGGAUAUGACCUAAAAAUGGGACUUUCUUUGGUCCCUCGACGAGGGUCACUGCCAGAUCAGAAAGAUCUGAGAUUAGGAUCCGUAGAUCUGAAUUGGGAUCUGAAACCUGCUUCCAGUAGCAAUCAUAUGGAUGGCGUGGACAACAGGACAGUUGGGGGAAGUGUGAGACACCCUCCUGAACAGACGAAUGGUGUGCAUACCCCACCACACGUGGCCAGUGCCCUUGCAGGGGCCGUCUCCCCAGGUGCCCUGCGUCGGAGUCUGGAAGCUGUCAAAGCAAUGUCAUCCAAAGGCCCCUCGGCCUCUGCAGCACUAAGUCCUCCUCUUGGGUCUUCUCCAGGCUCCCCUGGGAGCCAGAGCCUGAGCAGUGGAGAAACAGUGCCCAUCCCCCGCCCAGGGCCUGCCCAAGGAGAUGGACAUUCCUUACCUCCCAUUGCCCGCCGCCUGGGCCACCACCCUCCACAAUCCCUAAAUGUUGGCAAACCCCUGUACCAGAGUAUGAACUGCAAGCCAAUGCAGAUGUACGUGCUGGACAUUAAAGACACCAAGGAGAAGGGGCGGGUCAAAUGGAAAGUAUUUAAUAGUAGUUCCGUGGUCGGACCUCCUGAAACCAGCCUGCACACAGUGGUACAAGGCAGGGGUGAACUCAUCAUAUUUGGAGGACUUAUGGAUAAGAAACAGAAUGUGAAGUACUAUCCAAAAACAAACGCCUUGUACUUUGUGCGAGCAAAGAGAUAAUGUGUUCUAAAUCCCUUUCCCUUUCUGUGGCUUUUAAUUUGGAAUUUUCCAGUGUGCAAGCAUUUGGACUGAGAAUUGGGAAAACAACAAAAUUAUUCCCAUAAACCAAAACUCUAAUUCCCAACCUAACUCACUCCAGGCUGGGAUCAAAUCUCCAUUAAGAAAAAAAUUAUAUAUAAAUAUAUAUAUAUAUUAUAUAGCCAACUCUGUUUACAAAAAGGGAGAGAUCUCCAUCCUGGUUCAGAUAAAAUUGUUGCUGUGUUUUAGCAGAGGCUGUGCUGCCUUUUUCUACUUUGCUGGUAACUAGACCAAGAAGUUAGGGAACAGACUAAUAUCAGUAACUUUCCAAAAGAAACUGAAGAGCCCCCUAUAAAUCUUUAUGUGGCCUUCUCGGAGUUCAAAAAUGAAAGGGCAUAUAUAAGGGGCAACGGUGGAGGUUUUUAGUCUCAUGCUUCAGGUGCUGGCAGGGUAAAAGUAACUCAUAGAAAACUGUUCUUCCCCUUCUCCUCUUAAAGCCAAGAGAACCUGUGACAACUCUGAAGAAAUGCCCUAUGCCUGGCCUUUUGCCCUUUAUGGCUGAGGAAAGUUACCCAACAAGGGGUUUUGUUCCAUGUUUGUGUGCCAGGUCAUCGUGAAAUAACGUGUAUGCAACCAUCAUCUGUCCACCUAAUGUCCGUCGGUCUUUUGAGUGCUCCCUGCGUGUCUCGGAAAACAUUUUGGUGUCUGAUUAUGGAAUUUUCUGACAAUCGUAUUUGGUUGCAAGUUGCCAAAAACCGUAUUUGUUCUCCUUUUUCUUCUCUUAGAACUUGGUCCUUGGAAGCUGCCUUUUCCAUUUAUAGGCUACUUUUUUCUUUUUCUUUUUUGUAUAUGUGGAUUUUUUAAAGGCCCUAAAACUUUUCUCACUUUCUGUUUCUUUUACAAAGCUCAUGUGCCUAGAGAAAUUGGAGGAUUCUUAGAAAUAUUUCUGGAACCCUUUCCCUGAUAUCACUGGGGGCCAUUAGGGAAUUCUAAGAUACUAGUAUCAUGAGAAAUCUGUGAAGCUUCAAAAGAUACUGUUUUUUCCCUGUGGGCUUCUUUAUAUUUCCAAAGCACACUGGGCAUACCCCCCCAUAUUUAUGUUAUGAGGAAGUUGAUCCUGAAAGAAAAUCCCAGUAACAGUUCUUUCAAGAAAUGUGUUUUCUGCUUGUGACAUAUAUUCCUCUCCAUGGCUAUUUGACAGGUAAUGAGGUCAAAUAUCAUGUACUUGACCUUCAUGAUGCAUGGCUAACCUUGGGAGCAGCUCCAUCCUUUGUGCUUGUCUUGUUCAUGUGUCACCCAAACAGGGACUGGGUUUUUACUUCCACUUUAUUUCUGAGAUUCAGGUGUAACCAAGUAGAGCGUUUCUUUGGUCGAUACAGAAAGUUACAAGUUACUAGUCUCCAGACCAUAGUCUGGACAUAGAAGAUGUCAAAAUAAGUUUAUUUCAGAUGGCACCAUUUAAAUGUGGGUUUUUUAGUGAUUUCUCAUCAGUGGAAAGAGAAUUUUUGUUUUGCCCUCAGGAUUUAAAUUUCAAAAUAUCACGUUUCUCACUCCCAUACUCCGUCCCCUUUUCCUUGUUAGUGCUUCCCAGGCACAAGCCUGCUGCAGCUGGCCCUGGGUCCUGGCUUUCAGCCAGCGCUUAGCAGUCUGUCCCAUGAGUGUAUUUUCUCCUAUUGCAUCAUGCUGAGUCCCUUCCCUAGUCAUUAGCUUUUACAGUGUGGUCUUGGUAGGAAAGCAGCCCUGGUGCCAAGCCCAAGAAAGGGCCAGCUCACAGGGAGAGGUAUGUGUUCCAGAAGGUUCUCUCCAUGCUCCCUUGGAUGAGGAAACGACCAUGUGCCUACUUACUGUGGUGUCCAACUGCUUGAAGCUCCACACUUUGCUUUCCAGACUCUGGGGCUCUGGCACUGUUGCCAGCCCUUGCUUGGCAAAGACUGUUCAAUCAUGUGGGGUCCUUAAUUACAAGGGAAAACUAGCCCCGAAGAUUAGCAAUUUAGGCAUUAUUGCUGUUGCUGAACCUUUUUUAUGACAUUGCAUUUGUGCAUGGACAGUGCCUCCAAACUCAGUUCCUGUUGAAAUAUAAAGUAUUUGGAAGCCUGAGAGUUCAGAGUCUCAAUUUCAGUCUUUCUCUUUGUCCUGUGGCCUUCCUAAGCCAGCUGCUACCCUGUUGAUUCCUUCUACUUCCCCCAAGGGGGCAGGCAACGGAGAUGUUAAUUCUCUUAGAAGGUAAUCUGGUUCCUCUGAACUCCAUGCCAUCCUAGGGUGGCCCACACUGCUUGGAACCAGACUGUCUGCUUACCGCUGUUUAAGAAAAAUCUGCCUUGUCUGUACACAUUGGUGUUGGUCUUGGUGGCCCCUGGGCACUGUGGGUGUGUACCUUGAGAAAGCAACUCAACACGGUCAAGGUGAUUUUCUCCUCAGGCCUUAUGAAGCCACGUGUGCAAUGGAACUUCAGGUGUCUCAAUUGAGGUGAGCAUUUCCACAACACGUGGAUGCUUCAGUUAGAUCAGAUUUAACCACAACUCCAUUUUUGACAUGAUACCAAUUUUGUCUUAAAAUUAACUGAGAAAAUGAGACAAAAAAAGUUUUUAAACCCUCAGGAGCACCUAAAGCAAAUAUUUGUCAGAAUUUAUUUAAAAUACAUUUUGUUUCUACUUGAAGCUUUAACCCCUUCCAUUCCUGCAAGUGUGCCUUGGAGAGCUCCCAUGGUCUGUGACUUCACCGGCCGCCUCCUUAUUGACCUCAUGUAAGAAUUCAGUCUCUUCCUACUACUCUCUUGGACAGAGCUUCCUGUUUUCUCAUUUUACGGGUUAUGCAGCAGAAAGAAAGGGUUCUGUAUUUUCAUUCACAUUUCCACUCUUCCACACUUGGGUGGUUGGGCUCCACAACCUCACCCUACCCUGUUUUGGGAGCACAAAUUAGAUAUCAAAACAAGCUUAAAUUUCAUUUUAAGGCAAUACUGGGCCUACUCUCCUCCCAGCCCUCUAUGGAUUUAUUUGAUUUUAAUGUUUGAGUUUUAUAGGAAGAGCUGACACCAUGAACUAUUCAAGGAACUGUGUUGGAAUUCUUUAAAGAAAAGAGGAGGAAGAGGAAGAAAGAAAAACAACUUAAGAAGUCUUGACUUUGAAGGACAGAAAGCUACCAGCCACUGGAGAACAAAGGGAUGUUUCCCUUUCCUUCCACCUUGUCUUUCUGGGUUUCUUUCUGCUUUGCUUUUUUCCUUCCCCUAAAAAGUGAUAUUCCUGGUUGGUUUGUCUGUCUGUCCUUGUCCUUGUGGUGAUCCUGGCAUUUUGAAGUGCUCUGCUUUGCAUUAUCUGUGGUCUCUUACCAGCACACAAGUCAGUGGGGAGGAUCUGAACACACCCAGGGGCAAGGAAGCUGAACUUUGAGGCCCGUGUCCCAGGCAGCUCCCCAUGAACUGCAGAAGGCAUGUUCUGCAUGGUCACCAGUAUGUGGCUCCCUCUCACCAUGUUCAUUGUCUAAUGAGAGCAAACUCUAGGCGUUGGCUCCACUGUACUCUACUCGCUCUGCUCCCCUCCCACCAACCAGGGUUCAUGUCAGUGCACGCCCAUGGUGCCCUGGCCAAGCUGGUGCUGUGAGUGAUGUUUCCCAUACAACUCAGGGAUGCCAGGUGGCUUACCCUGAGAUAGUCAUUUUAGGCACAUAACAGUGUAGGAAUGAAAAUGGACUUCAUUGAUAUUUAAAUCUGUCAAUUUCAUUUUUUGUUAAUGUUUUCCCCCUGAUGACUUUUUAGCGGUUUAACAAAUAAAACAAAAUGGACAAUUGUCUUAA
Molecule: messenger RNA, 6206 nt
Organism: Lemur catta (Ring-tailed lemur)
Lineage: Eukaryota; Metazoa; Chordata; Mammalia; Primates; Lemuridae
Gene: FBXO42
Product: F-box protein 42
Exons: 10
Coding region: 246-2399 (717 amino acids)
Molecular function (GO): protein binding
Source: RefSeq, a predicted model, not a curated record